Molecule: messenger RNA, 798 nt
Organism: Microthlaspi erraticum
Lineage: Eukaryota; Viridiplantae; Streptophyta; Magnoliopsida; Brassicales; Brassicaceae
Source: the annotation of a GenBank genome assembly
AUGAGCUCUACGCAGGCUACUCUGUUCAGACCUUCCUUGAUCCCUGCAAGGACUACACAAACGAAACAUGUCUCGAGUUUGUCUUUUAGGCCAACAUUACGCUUUCAUAAUCGUCCACGCCCCAAUCUAACUCUUCGAGCAUCUGCAUCAUCAUCUAUGUCUACGCAGUUCUCGCCUCUACUGAAUCAUCGAUGCCGUUUACAGAGUAGGAAUCAGAGGCAAGGUCCUGCUGUGUGUUUACUUGGUGGGAAGGAUAAUCUUGAUCUUAGUCCUGAGGGAUCAUCACUAUGGGAAGAAUUUGAGAAAGCUACAGGGAAGAGAUCGGUUGAAGAUUUGUUGCGUGAGCAGAUUCAAAAGAAAGACUAUUACAUCACUAACAAUGGCAACACACCUCCACGAGGAGGAGGAGGAGGAGGAGGAAGGGGAGGCGGUGGAAAUGGUGGGAAUAAUGGAUCUGGAAGCUCAUCAGGAGAGGACGGUGGUUUUGCGGGUAUCGCUCAUGAAACUCUGCAAGUGGUUUUAGCAACCUUAGGCUUCAUCUUUCUGUACAUUUACCUCAUCAACGGAGAGGAGUUGUUGCGUCUUGCGAGAGAUUACUUUAGGUAUCUUAUUGGACGACCAAAGAGUGUUAGGCUGACUCGAGUUAUGGAAAGUUGGAGUAGCUUCUUGGAGAGUAUGUCGAGGCAAAGAUUGUAUCACAAGUACUGGCUUCAAAAACCAAUCAUCACUACGCCUACGACUUGCCAUGAUAGCGGCCUCCUCAGAUCUUAUGUUGAUUCAAAUGAAGAUGGUGAAUAA